Messenger RNA from Scutellospora calospora, 261 nucleotides. Lineage: Eukaryota; Fungi; Glomeromycota; Glomeromycetes; Diversisporales; Gigasporaceae. The record is from the annotation of a GenBank genome assembly.
GUUCAAUUUAUUUGUGUUUUAAAAGAAAUGGUCGUCUUUUAGGGAUAACUGAAUUAUUCGAGUAUCUCCACUUGAAAUAUGGUGAUAUAUUUGAAAUAUGGUUUAGUAGUGAACGAACCAUUGUUUUAUCCCAUCCAAAGUAUAUGGUUAAAAUGCAUCAAGCAUCUACUAAAAGUAAAUAUACUAAAAGAUUUUCAAAUGGUCAUGGUAAAGAAUAUGGUUUAGUUGAUAAUGGAGUAUUUAAUAAUAGCGAUAUUCAUG